AGGAGCAGAGGAGGGACCUCCAAACCCCGUGGACGUGGUUUAGCCUGCUCUCCGCUCUGUGCACUGGAAGUUGCACUAGACUAAUUGGACACUUUUAGCAAUUAGGGAAUUCUCAUCAUCGGUUUGAUUUUUGUGCGUCCCGCAUAUGCGUGAAAUGAACAGACCAAUGUUAGAAAGCGGACAUCGGGGAUUAUUACAAUUAGGGGAGCAAGCGACUCAACGCGGAGGAGGUGCACGGACCACACGCACGUGCGCCGCUUUGGUUUUCCAUUUGGCUCUCCGCGCACUGAUAUGGUUUGAACGCUCCUCUUCCAUCUGAGGAUACAGGCUGAGGGAUUCUGUACAUUGUAACAUUUUGGGGGAAGGGUUGUGGUAAAGAUGCAGCGGAGGGCAGUGUCGCAUCUGUGGCUGCUGAUCCUCACCGUGCUGUGGGUGUCUGUCCGCGGUUUUCCCACGCACUUCAAUAAGACUUCAGCCAGAGGCAGAAACACCACAACGUCUGUUCCUGAGGUGAUAGCAGAGCCUAGUCAAGGCGACGGCCAUCAGACUCUCCAGGAGCUCCAGCAGGAGAACCUACUGCAGACUAUUCCCUCUGGUCCGUCUCUCCCCAGGCCCAGACAUCGCUGGUCCCAGGACUCUCACCCAGGUGUCCUCCCACCACCCGAACCUGAGGAGCACAAUGAUCUUUUUGUCCUGGACCUGAGGAACUUCCCAGAGCUGGCCAAUGCAGAUAUGGGCUCACAGAACCCCAACAUCCAGGUGACCAUCGAGGUGGUAGACGACAAACAGACGGAGACGGAAGUGGAGAUGGACCUGGCCAAGGAGGGCCAGCGGAACGACUGGUCGGUGUCAUCCUCAGAAUGGGCCAAUAGCCACAAGAAGCUGUUCUGGCCACUGUUCUGGGAGUACCCAGAGCAGGCAGAGAACGGGCUGGAGAGAGCCAGUUCGGAGGAACAAUCGGAGGACUACACCUACGACCCAGAGGAGCCCGUUCUGAGUGGAGUCGGGGCAGACUGGGGUGGUCACUGGAACAAAGACUGGGAUGCAAAGGAUAACUAUGAGUACGAGGAGGAGUGGAGCGACUGGGCUCCCUGCAGCGUCACCUGUGGACACGGCACCCAGAAACGCACCCGUUCAUGCGGCUACGCGUGCACGGCGACUGAGUCACGCACGUGUGACCUGGAAAACUGUGCCGACGCUGCCAUUUCAGUGACUGAACUGACACCCAUCCAGACGACCAACAGCACAGACUCCCUGGACACAAAUGUAGACAGCUGUGAGGGGUGGCUAAGCUGCAAGAAUGACUUCCUCCAGAAGUACCUGCACCAAGUGCUCACAGAGCUCCCCAGCUGCCCAUGUUCCUACCCCUCCGAGGCUGUUUACAGUGCUGUCAACAUCCAGGAUGGAAAACUGCGCAAGACCUAUCGCUGGAGGGACGCGAGCGGAUCCAAAGAACGCCUGGACAUCUACAAACCUUCAGCCCGAUUCUGCAUCCGCUCAAUGCUGUCGUAUGAAAGCACAACGUUAGCGGCGCAGCACUGCUGCUACGACGAUCAGAUGAGACUGAUUACGCGUGGGAAAGGAGCAGGAGCGCCAAAUUUAAUCAGUACAGAGUUCUCACCAGAGCUGCAUUACAAGGUGGAUGUAUUGCCCUGGAUUCUGUGCAAGGGGGACUGGAGUAGGUUUCACUCAGUAAGGCCGCCCAAUAAUGGGCUGGACUGUUCAGAUAACCCCCCUGAACAAGUGUUUCAGAUGGAUCUUAAGGAGGCCAGGGAGUACUGACAGCGUCACAACAAGAAGGGAGGACAAAAUGAUGGUAGCUGUUUGUUCAAAUCCUCAUUUCUCUUGUCUAUUUUCUCCAUUCUGCACAAGCACAGAAAAACUGAACUGCUACAUGUAUAGGCUACAGCAUUUCUGUGGUGCCAACUGAAGUACUUUGGUGCAGUUGCAAGCUUUGUUGUUGCAAUCUCAUGGCCUCCAGCAUCAAUUG
Perca flavescens (yellow perch) is the source of this 1990-nucleotide messenger RNA. It is a transcript of the gene ism2a, whose product is annotated as isthmin 2a. The record is from RefSeq and is a predicted model, not a curated record. Bases 379 to 1782 code for a protein of 467 amino acids. The transcript has 6 exons. Lineage: Eukaryota; Metazoa; Chordata; Actinopteri; Perciformes; Percidae.